AUGGAUGAAUUUAAAGUAAUAUCUAGCAAGAAUACCGUUAAUAACUCAAUUGAAAUUUAUGAUCAAUUUCAAAAACAAGAGUUAUGUCUUUUGGCAACUUGCGCACAUAAUGCACCUAACGAGUCUAGCAUUAUUCUAUUUAAAUCAAAUAUUGUUGCUAGUGUUCAUUUUUGUUGUGAUAACUCAAAAUUAAAGGCAUUCAGAUUUACUUAUGAUCUUGAAUCGCUGCAAUUUGACGAGAAAUCUUUGUCAAAUCUUUUCAUUAAUUACAGUUUGAUUGAAAUCCCUUCAGCUUAUUUCACACUACGCGAAAAAUUUUCACUAGAAAUGUCAUUAUCCAAAACGAAACGUAGGACAUAUGAUGUUUCUGAUAAACUUUUAUUUACAUGUGAUGACUUGAAAUUUGUUAGUCGCUUUAAUCUUUUUAAUCAAGCUAACCCCAAUGAUAGUAAUCUGGGAUUUGCAAACAUAACUUCCAAACAUUUGAUUUUCAAAUCUCUUCAAAGUUUUACUAAGAAGGAACUUCACAUAUCGAUUUUUUGUACGCCACUCAAAUAUGAAAAAUAA
Funneliformis caledonium is the source of this 567-nucleotide messenger RNA. The record is from the annotation of a GenBank genome assembly. Lineage: Eukaryota; Fungi; Glomeromycota; Glomeromycetes; Glomerales; Glomeraceae.